Molecule: messenger RNA, 698 nt
Organism: Ipomoea triloba (trilobed morning glory)
Lineage: Eukaryota; Viridiplantae; Streptophyta; Magnoliopsida; Solanales; Convolvulaceae
Product: HMG1/2-like protein
Exons: 6
Coding region: 59-493 (144 amino acids)
Source: RefSeq, a predicted model, not a curated record
AAAAAAUUCACUCUCAGAUUAUCUCUCUCUAAAAUUUCAAAACUCUCUCUAAGACGCCAUGAAGGGACUCAAGGCUACCUCCGUUGCUAAGAAGAAGCUCGACAUUGACUCGACGAAGAAACGCAAAGCUGAUGUGGAUGCAACGAAGAAGGGGCGGGCGAAGAAGAAGGACUCUGGAGCUCCGAAGCGUCCUCUCACUGCAUUCCUCUUGUUCAUGAGUGAUUUCCGCAAGAAUUACAAGGAGAAUUUUCCUGAUAACAGAUCUAUGGCCAUUGUUGGGAAAGCUGGUGGUGAGAAAUGGAAGGCAAUGUCUGAUUCUGAGAAAGCUCCAUAUGUGGCAAAGGCAUCACAGCUGAAGUCUGAGUACGGGAAUGCUAUGCAAGAGUUCAAGAAAAAUGUCUCUAAGAGCAGCAGCUCAGAAACAACAGUGUCUGAAGAAUCUGAGCAGACUUCUGAGGUGAAAGAUAACUCUGAGCAGGAAGCAAGCUGUUAGGUCUGUUGCAACAAAGUUUCCUUUAUUGUAGGAUUUGGCAUUUCAAUUGUUUCACAAUUCAGACUAAUUCCUGAUGAUAUAGUCUACCGUUUGCAUGUUAGUGAGUGUAGUACUUAAUUCGUCUUUCUGUUUCUUAGCUUUUAUGUGCCUCUGUGAUUAAUGGUUCAGUUCGCCAACAAUCAAUACCAAAUCUAAGUAUUGUGUA